Molecule: messenger RNA, 2027 nt
Organism: Durio zibethinus
Lineage: Eukaryota; Viridiplantae; Streptophyta; Magnoliopsida; Malvales; Malvaceae
Product: UDP-galactose/UDP-glucose transporter 3-like
Biological process (GO): UDP-galactose transmembrane transport
Cellular component (GO): Golgi membrane; endoplasmic reticulum membrane
Molecular function (GO): UDP-galactose transmembrane transporter activity; UDP-glucose transmembrane transporter activity
Source: RefSeq, a predicted model, not a curated record
UUUUUUUUAAUAACAAAAGAGAAGACGGUCCUGCUCUUCGACCUCCUUUCUAUUUUGGUUUAAUCAUCAAACGGCGUCGUAAUGGAAGAACAUGGUUCUGGACUCCGGCGAGUGUUGGUGUUAGCAUUUUGCGUGGCCGGGAUUUGGUCUGCCUAUAUUUACCAGGGCUUUCUUCAGGAAACUCUGUCCACCAAGCGAUUUGGUCCAGAUGGGAAAAGAUUUGAGCAUUUUGCGUUCCUUAACUUGGCGCAAAAUGUGGUGUGCUUAGUUUGGUCAUACAUAAUGAUAAAGCUUUGGUCCAGUAGCAGCAAUCGUGGUGCUCCCUGGUGGACUUAUUGGAGUGCCGGAAUCACAAAUACAAUUGGUCCAGCCAUGGGUAUAGAGGCUUUAAAAUACAUCAGUUACCCUGCUCAAGUGCUGGCAAAAUCCUCAAAAAUGAUUCCAGUCAUGCUGAUGGGUACUCUAGUUUAUGGUAUUCGAUACACUUUUCCCGAGUAUAUCUGUACUUCCCUUGUGGCUGGAGGGGUAUCUACAUUUGCACUUAUGAAGACUAGCUCAAAAACAAUUAGCAAGUUGGCUCAUCCUAAUGCACCGCUUGGAUAUGGGCUCUGUUUUUUGAACCUUGCAUUUGAUGGUUUUACAAACGCCACUCAGGAUUCAAUAACUGCAAGGUAUCCAAAGACAAGUGCUUGGGGUAUCAUGCUGGGAAUGAAUCUAUGGGGUACCAUAUACAACAUAAUUUACAUGUUUGGCUGGCCACAUGGUAGUGGCUUUGAGGCAGUCCAGUUUUGCAAGCAGCAUCCAGAGGCUGCUUGGGAUAUUUUCCUCUAUUGUCUCUGCGGUGCUGUUGGCCAGAAUUUCAUUUUCCUGACAAUAAGUCAAUUUGGCUCCUUGGCAAACACAACCAUUACCACCACACGCAAGUUUGUCAGCAUUGUGGUGUCUUCUCUGCUGAGUGGCAAUCCACUGUCCACAAAGCAAUGGGGUUGUGUACUCAUGGUCUUCUCUGGGUUGUCAUACCAAAUCUACCUCAAGUGGAGGAAGUUGCAGAGGCUGCAGAAGAAGAGAAAGACCUGAAGGAGGCCUGUAACAGUUUUGAGCUUUAUGCUUAACCAUCCCCUUGGUAUACUAUCAUUGCAGCCCUAAGGUUCAAUGAUCCCGAAUUUAAGACAACGCUUAGAAAUUGAUGUAAUUGAAUAGAUUUUCAUUUGAGAAAAAGAAUGAUCUGUAUCCGUAAGUGCUAAGUUUUAAGUGCCCUAUUUCAAAAACCAAAAUCUAUGUAAUUGCUUUUCCUGCUCACUUUUUUCCCCGUCCCAGUUGGAUGUGAAUGUGAUCUUAACGAAAAGUAAUACUUAGUUACAAAGGAAAUUGGAUAGAGAAGCGAGCCCCCUUCAAAUGCCACGAGGUAUCUCUUUUUCAUUAUUCCCAUUAGCAAAAGCCUCUCUGCUUUAUGGUAAAGUGCGGGCAAGAGAGGUAACUGUUGCAUAUGAAUUGACCUAUUCACUCUGCAAUGAUAACAGACUUUUCCACAGCGCGGUUCAGAGUGAUAUUUGGGCCAAAAGUUUGCAUUAUUUGCACGGAUCUCCAGGUCAAAACAUUUAAAACUUCACCUUCCAUGGAGAAAGAUUAUGGCCAGUAAGUUCACUUUAAUUUAUAUGAGGUUCCCUCCCCCUUCUUUUACCCUUUGCUUUUGCGUUUGUCAUAAUUACACUUGUCCACCACUAUAUGAUCUGCUACCCCCACCUACGGAUGAUCUUCCUCAAUAACAGAGUUCCUACACUCUUCUUCUCUGCAACACUGUCCUCACUAACACAACUGAGAUGAGAUUGUUUUAGAAAGAAAUAGAGAAGGGAAAGAAAGGGGGUGAUUCAUUUCCAUGCUUGGUCAGACAAAAUGGAUGUUCUGCAUUCUAUGUCUGAUACUCUAUUGUAAAAUAAGCAAGAGAAACACAAGUGCCAAUGUCAAGAAUUUGUUGCUUGAGGUGAUUUACCAUCAUUAAAGACAUCCUUAACAUUGUUGACUUGAGA